Molecule: messenger RNA, 2640 nt
Organism: Achroia grisella
Lineage: Eukaryota; Metazoa; Arthropoda; Insecta; Lepidoptera; Pyralidae
Exons: 2
Coding region: 412-1926 (504 amino acids)
Biological process (GO): regulation of sporulation
Source: RefSeq, a predicted model, not a curated record
GCAACAUUACCGAUAACUGUCUUUGUCAGCUGGCCGUAAUAAUUAAAUACUUUUAUAUAAUUUACUACUCGAUUUUUUUAGUGCAAUUGAUAUAAUUAGUGAGUUUAAGCUAUAAGAAGCAUCUAUUGUUGUUUGUGUUCAUUUUUAUAUUGUAUUUGUGUACAAAAAUCGACACAAAUAUUUCCUACCGGUCAACUGUCAAAGUUCGUAAUAAACUUAUAUUUACAUCAAUCUUGUAUAUGUUAUCGCGUAAUUCAAUUUAAAUUAUUAUAACAUUCCUUUAUUAUUACUUGUUUUGUGUUACAUGUUAAUAUUGUGGUAAUUUUAAAAGUGAAUUCAAGUUGUGCGUCGAGGAAAAAAAAAAUUACCCACUAACCAAAUAUUAUUGAACGGGAUGAUAGUGAAAUAGAGAUGAAAUCUCUAUUUGACAAAUAUGUGGCCCUGAAGGGGGAACUUGUAAACAUUAAUGUAUUCUGUGAAGACCUACGCGUUGACAGGGAUAGACUUCAGGAAAUUGUUAAUGAAUAUGAUCACUGCAGGGACACAUAUGAGUCAAAUCUACAGCGUAUCACUCACCUCGAGAGACACCUUAAGGAAGCUCAAGCACAUAGUGAAUCUAUGUUGGAACACAAACGGGUGAGUAGCUAUAAUAACACCUUAGAUCUGUAUACAGAAUUGUUAAAUGUCACUUGUGAUCAAAAGUCUACUCAGCCGUUGGUGACCAUAGAUUUAACAAAUACACCCAGCUCAAAUAGUUGUACUAGUCAAUUUAAUAGUGUCAAUAAAUUAAAAAAAUAUAUAAAAAUAAACAAAUUUAUUAAAAAGUCAGAAAAGUUAGUGAGAACUCAUACUAAAUGUUUAAAAUCUAUAAAUAUUAGAAGACAAAAAUUAGACCUGUUACAAGAACUUCAAAAUUGUAAAACAAAUUUACAUGAUAAGGAUUUAGAACAAAAUAAAUUAAAGAGUAAAAUUCAAGAGUUGGAAUCUUUAUUAUAUAAUUUAACAAAUAAAUAUGAGUGUGCUCAACAUGAAAUUAAUAACUAUAGUAAAUCACUGGAUAAAUUAAUAGAGUUGGGUAAUUACAACAUGGAGCGGUUCACCUCAUUGACAGAGAAAUGUUGUUGUGAGACACCUGAAUCUCCUAAAUCUUGUCAAUAUAGCCCUAAUGGAAAUAACAAUAAGUCAAUCACAUCAGUCUUGACUGAGUCAAUCACUCCUUGUUCAAAUUUACUCAAUUCUAACUUGUCUUUAAAAACUGAUAAUUGUAAUGUUGCACCAGUACGAAGGACAAUUAUUUAUUCAGAUGAAUAUGGUAAGGGUUUGGGCCGUUCAUUAUCAGAAAGUUUAUCUCAACAUGUUAUAAAUAAUUGUCUACCUGGUGCUUCAUUGCCUAAUAUUUUAAAUAAGGUGGUUAAUGGUAGGUAUGAUAAGUUAACCACAUUAGUCAUUGCUUUAGGCAACUGUUUAAAUGUAAAAAAAAGUCAUGUCAUUAAACUUGUAAACUCUUUGCUUAAUAUUGCUGAGCUGGGCAUAGGUAAAAUAAUUUUAUGUGCAUUUCCUUACUGUCAUUCUCUGACUAUUGAACAAAAUAAGUUCAUAUAUUAUAUUAAUAAUUUAAUUUAUAAUAUGACUUGUCGUCAUAAUGACUUUUUAUUUUUUGAUAGUAACAAAUUUGUUACAAACUUUUGUAUGACUGGAGAUAGAUUUUAUCUGCCUAAAAAACAAAUAAGAAAUAUAGCUAGUUUACUAGCUUAUAAUAUAAAUGACCCCAUUAUAAGUAAUAUAAUGGGUUGCACUAAUCCAAUUAGUAGUAUUUGUACUAAUGUUAAUACUAAACAUUCUGAAAAUAUUGACAUAAAUAUUGAUUCUAGUAAGAAUCCUUUUAUUUACAAUAAUUUAAAUAUGACUGCAGAUUUAAACUGCUGAAAAAGACAAAGGGAAAGCUAUCAGAAUUGAAAAUUGUUCACCAGAACAUACAAAGUUUUCUCGGCUGUGAAUUAAUUAUUCAAUUGUUUUUAGAAAAAAAUAAUAUAGAUGUUCUAUGUUUAACUGAACAUUGGCUCAAAGUGAGCAAUAUGAUGUUAAGCUUAAACAAUUAUAAUAUUGUCAGCUGCUUUAAUAGAAAAAUAGUAAAUAGAGGAGGUUCCAUGAUAUUGGUGAAAAAUAAUAUAAAAGUAAAAGAACGUAGUGAUAUUGGCAAUCUUUCCGUUGAGUGUUGUAUUGAAAUUUCCUGCGUGGAACUAGAAAAUUAUAUAGUUAUGUGUGUAUAUAGACCUCCAAAUAGUGAUUAUAAUUUAUUUGAAGAGGUAAUGGAGGAUAUUUUAAAAAGAGUAUUUAAUAUUAACAAAAAAUUUAUAGUGUGUGGUGAUUUCAAUGUUGACAUUUUAUCACAUAACACCACAAAAACUAAAUUAAUGAGUUUAUUUCAAUCUUUUGACUUGAGUAGUGUCUUCCACGAACCCACUCGUAUCACAGCCACGUCUGCUACUUGUUUGGAUAACAUAUUUAGCAACAGUGAAUAUUUAGAUAAAAUAAUAUUAAACAACCUUCCUUCUGAUCACUGUGGUCAAUUAGUAAUUUUUCCAAAUCACGUAAACAAAAUUAGGAAAAUUAAUUUAUUAAAAAGAGACUUGACUAGUU